This is a messenger RNA of Morchella importuna, 2517 nucleotides long. RefSeq lists its product as uncharacterized. Gene Ontology annotation, molecular function: DNA-binding transcription factor activity, RNA polymerase II-specific; sequence-specific DNA binding; zinc ion binding. Gene Ontology annotation, biological process: positive regulation of transcription by RNA polymerase II; DNA-templated transcription. The transcript has 10 exons. The record is from RefSeq and is a predicted model, not a curated record. Bases 1 to 2517 code for a protein of 838 amino acids. Lineage: Eukaryota; Fungi; Ascomycota; Pezizomycetes; Pezizales; Morchellaceae.
AUGAUUCCGAGUGUUGUCCCGAGAUACCAAGCCGUCUAUCCCAUUCAGGAAUACUAUCAUCACUGCAGCAUUCACGAGCAAGAUACUCUAUUGCAAGUCCAACAGGGGAGCUGUUGGUUUCUUUUCCCGGCGUAUGUUCCAGUAGCCGCUACAAAUCAUCGGCUGUUGAACUCCGCCGCUCUCAGCUUUCUCCUCAGUAGUGACAGAGAUGGAAAUAUCGAGAAUGACAGUCGGGGAGAGGCAUCUGAACCUCCAAAACUGUACCAUACUUUAACAGCUUGCACACGAUGCAGAACUCGUAAAACCCGUUGUGAUGCCGGAUUACCGAAGUGUGGGCCUUGCGAGCGAAGUGGGGCGCACUGUGAAUUCUUCGAUUCGACAAAACAAAAGACCAUACCUAGAAGUUAUGUCGUCCAUCUACAAGCCAAAGUUCGGGCUCUGGAGGAGGAAAUAAAGAUGCGGGAGGCCUUGACACUUGAGGUUGAGACACCCAAUAUUGAAGACCUGGUAAGGGGGGUUGCCAUGGUGAAUUUCGCAGACUAUGAACAUUACAAAGAACCACGAUAUGUUGGAACUUCGAAUGGGUUCACUGUGACUCGAUUAGUUCUAGAGUCAGCAAAAAGAAAUUUAGGAUCCCAAACAUUCAAGGAUUUGACGACACAACAUCGGCGUACAUUUAGACAUGCGCUGCGAUCCAGUCCAGAUCCCGAGAAUCAUUAUCACAGCUCUGUUCCAGCAACAAAGCUUCCAAACCGUGAGAUUACUGAUAAACUUGUUGACCGAUUUUGCCAGAAAGCUCUUUAUCAGCUCCCAGUUUUACAUGAGCCGACGUUCAUCCAAGAUGUGGCCGAUGUAUAUUCCGGUUCAAUAGAUCCUUAUAAGAACUUCCAAUUGAAAAUGGUGUUGGCUAUCAGCAUGCAGAGGCUUUCACGGCAAUAUGCAACUAUUGCAGAUAGUUAUUUCCUGGCGGGACUGGAACACCUCGAAGAGGUUUUAGAAUCCAUGGACCACCGAACACUCCAGUGUUUGCUUGUUAUGGCACAGUAUGCUCUUGUCACACCUACUCGUAUGGCGGUGUACCAUAUAGUUGGCAUUGCUGUACGACUUUGUAUGCAACUUGGAUACCAUCAGGAACGAACAAUCAUGCUGAGCGAAAACCCCCUCGACUGUAUAACCAAGGAUAUGCGCAGGAGAUUCUUUUGGUCGUUGGCAUCUAUGGAAUACGGCCUUUCGCAUGUUCUGGGCCGACCUUCCUCCUUUGCUACAGCAGACUCAUUCGUCGAUGUUGGUUUUUAUGAGACUGUUGAUGACACUUGUAUAACUGUAGAAGGGAUAUUGCCCGGGCCCCCAUCUCCCAAAAAGUUGAUAUCUAUGCAUUUCUUUAGAAUGAGAAGAUUGCAGGCGGAGAUCCGACAAACUCUUUAUCAGAACCCAAGAGAAAACCCGAAGAGUGAUGAAGACCCUUGGUUUCAUGAAAUGAGUGCAAAACUUGAUAAUUGGAGAGCUACCUGCCCUCAGAACGAUCAAGGAAGUGGCAUGAGCUAUGACUGGUUUGACCAUAGAUAUCAUCUCAUGCGCAUCUUCCUUUUCCACCCAACCCCGCAGAUACCUCAACCAUCCCUUGAGGCCACCAUUCUAUGCUACGAUUCAUCAGUUAAAGGAAUCCACCUCCAAAAGAAGAUGUUCGACGAGAAAACCAUAGAAUUUACCUGGGUUUAUCUGCACCAGAUAUAUACUGCGACUCUGACCCUUAUCUGGGCAUUGUAUAAUGAGGGAAUUCGAGAGCUACAUUCGAAGGAGGAGGUGGAAUCCAACUUUGAGAUCAGCCUAUCACUUUUGACUGUACUGGCCGAACGAUGGCCUGGGACGGAAGCUGCAGCAGACUUAUUUGAUAGGCUAGCCCGGGCAGCAUUGCAAAGUUAUACCACAUAUCAAGGGAAAUCCCCAGUGUCAACGCACUCUUCGAUACCAUCACACUCCACUGCCACCUCACCAAGCCCUCAAAAGGAAUCUUCGCCACUUCAUAGGCAUUCAUCCCCAUAUGCUAGUUCUCCAAGUGUCCAGUCUGUAGAAGAAACUACUCCUAGUCCAGCGGCUUCUUGGGCUGCGAAUUACAUCGGAGGAUCACACCUUUUUGAGAAUAAUCCGAGUAGAAGCGCGUCAGGGGCAGAGGUUCCCCAGGCUCUGCAGGAUAUGAUGUUCAGUCCCCACCAAAUGUACGGUCUUUUUGGGAGCGGUCCAGGUGCUGGAACACGUCAUGGAAUUCCAGCAUUUGUAGGAGCCUGGGACCCCGUAAAUACCUUCCCUCAACACACAAUGGCCGCCCAGGCCAUUAAUCCAUUGGUGGAGGGUUCUCCAAUUCAGCAGCCAGAUGGAAGUUCCCACGAUCAUAGAGUGCUCAAUCAACAGCAACAACAGAGCGAGUUAAUGAGUAUCCUUGAAACUGAAGCAAUGGAGACUCUCGACGAUUCUCGACCCUGGGUACCUGAUUACGAUGAACACCUCCACUUUUAUUGA